CGCAAGAGCCAACAAGCUCGUAUGGGAGGCUCCCAUGAGUUGCCACCGAACGAUGGCCAUGACCGAGUUGCCGCGAGAUCUUGUCGAUGCCGACCUUGGUCUUGGUCCAUGCCAGCCGUCGCCGUUGCGCGAGCAUGAUCCACGACUUGGCGAGGGCCACCAUGGGCGGUGUCCGAGAUCGGUACCGGCGUUUCCGCGUUCAGUCUUGGCCAGGGUCAUCGCCUUCUCCUCCUUCCAGGCGAGGGCAGGGGCUGCAGCAAUUGGAGAGACAUCCGGCGGCCUCCGGCCCAUUCCGUCGCCGUGGGGCUCCGAGUCGGGGGCGCGGCGCGGGGCGAUCGGAGGCCACGCUGCGCGUUGUCAGCCGUGCUCCUGGGGGGGCGCCCUUCCCCCCCCCCAGCGGGGGGGCUCCUUCGAGCGCAGCCAGUGGCGCUGUGGGUUUCCGGGAGGUGUGCUUCCAGGAGCCUCUUCGGGGAUCUGCGGCUCAGCAACGCCACGAGGGCACUCCACUGCAGGCCCCAGAGGCGCGGUGGCGGAUCAAGCUGCUGGAGUUCGCGGACGUCGAUCUGGACACCUGCGAGGCUAAGUGCAACGCCACCGCGAGUUGUUACCACUACAACUACCACCCUGACGCGUGCAAGCAUUCCGCGGAUGCACCGAGGACGUGCUUCCUGUUCGCCAAGGGCUGCGUCCUGGAGGAGGAUCCCUGCUGGAAUCUGUACGAGAGCCCCACCGUGCCAGCGUGGCGGCUGCGGGGGAACGCCACGGGCUGCGGCAACUGGGCGCGAGCGGGCGUCGGGGAGGUCCAGACUGCCAUGAACCGGGGCCACUGCGGCGUGAAGUGCUCGCAGCACCCCCAGUGCAGGCUGUUCAACUUCCAGCCGCGCGACUGUCACGAGGACGUGGCCGAGAACGUCCCCCCGGCCGGGGCUGGGGCGUGCUGGCUCUACACCAGCGACCCGCCUUGCAGGGAGGGUCGCAAUGCGUGCUGGGAUCUGUAUGAGAUGUCGUCGGAGGGGUCCCUGGGCAACUCCACCUGGAGCCUGCUGCCAGCAGCCAGAGGCACGCGGCGGUGGAUUCUUCACACCUCGGACGACGCGAGCUUCAGCGUCGCCGACGUGGUCUCCAUUCAGUUCGCCGACACGAGCCAGCAGACCGCCGUGGUCAUGGGGAAGGACC
This is a messenger RNA of Prorocentrum cordatum, 1176 nucleotides long. The record is from the annotation of a GenBank genome assembly. NCBI's taxonomy places the organism in Eukaryota, Dinophyceae, Prorocentrales, Prorocentraceae.